Messenger RNA from Pieris brassicae (large cabbage white), 1135 nucleotides. RefSeq lists its product as uncharacterized. The transcript is spliced from 2 exons. NCBI's taxonomy places the organism in Eukaryota, Metazoa, Arthropoda, Insecta, Lepidoptera, Pieridae. Bases 102 to 539 code for a protein of 145 amino acids. The record is from RefSeq and is a predicted model, not a curated record.
UUACGUUGUUAAUUGUUUUUGUCUACUUAUAAUUUUGAAUAUUCUAAAUUUAUAUAUAGAAUAUUUUAUGAUAAUAUUUAUCGCACAACUUGUAGCGCAAGAUGAAUUCUCUAAUAAGAAGAAGCAUUUACCCGCUUUAUUGUAAUAAUUUCAAAUUAUCGACGCGCUAUUUCGCGGAUGGAGCGGUAAAGGAGAAGAUAGAUCAAAUAGUUAAAAAUAAUAAAGUGGUUGUAUUCAUGAAAGGAAUUCCUGACGCCCCGCGAUGUGGCUUUAGCAAUGCAGUUGUACAAAUCAUGAGAAUGCAUGCUGUUCCAUAUGAAAGUCAUGAUGUUUUAUCCGAUGAAAAUAUUAGACAAGGUAUAAAAGAUUACUCAAAUUGGCCAACAAUUCCACAAGUCUUCAUUAAUGGAGAAUUUGUUGGUGGAUGUGAUAUAAUGCUUCAAAUGCAUCAGUCAGGAGAGCUUGUAGAAGAAUUGAAGAAAGUCGGAAUUAAAAGUGCACUCCUCACAGCUGAAGAGUCAAAGAAAGAAGGAGCUUAAGAGUGACUAUGAUCUGUGGGUUCUUAAAAAUUAAUUAUCCAGAAUAGACAUGUAAUUUGAUGUGUAACAAAGUUCUUCAGUCUUCUUGAGUAGCGUCUAGACUUUAGCUAUCACUGUAAAAUGUGAAGGUUUAAUCUAUGAACAACAGGUAUAUAGUAUAUAGCAAUAAAAUAAAUGAUCUGAUGACUCUUGAAGAAAUAAGACACAUCAGUAAUUCACCUUUUAAUGUACCUAUCAAUUUAUUAGGUAUACAGUUGAAUCUGUUUUUCUAUUACUUCCUUGUAGGUUCCUUUCAUAAUUAGGUUGAGCUAAUAAUAUUUAUUGCUUGAAAAUAUUAAAUAUAGUACAAUUUAAAAAUCAACUAAAUGUUAACCUGUCCUUGUUGAACCUGUCCAAAUUAUAAUAUGAUUAAAUGUUUAAAUUACAAUACUGGUAUUCACAUAAUUAUUAUUUAAUAAUUUGUUAUUGUCAAUUGAAAGUGUUUAAAGUUUACUCGACUUUGGGAUAAGUUUGGUUCGUUAAAUAAAGUAAUGUUUGUUUUAAGAGCUCUUUAUUAAUUUAGCUGUACAUUCGAGUUAGUAUACUUUUUGGGCACA